This is a messenger RNA of [Torrubiella] hemipterigena, 2232 nucleotides long. Lineage: Eukaryota; Fungi; Ascomycota; Sordariomycetes; Hypocreales; Clavicipitaceae. The record is from the annotation of a GenBank genome assembly.
AUGCGAGCUGCUAGAGUGUCCUUGCCGUCGGCUGUGUGCGAAUCCUCAUCCAAUAUGGCGUUCCGCGUCUCUAGAUCGUCAAUGCCACUCGCAAAGAGCUUCAUUUCAAGGCGGGCCCUCACCACCGGUGCUGCUCUUGGUCUCCGCGCUGCUCAGUCACCUCUCCUCUCCUAUAGGCCCAUUACUACCACCAACUUCCCAAGGCUGCCGGCGACAAUAAUACACCAGGCUCUUGGCCUCAACACGAGAUCGUUUGGAACGUCCAACGGAAUAUCCCGAAACCAGCUGGCCACCGUCGAAGAGUCGGCGAACCGGAACCCCGGCAACGCCAACCUGCAGAAUGCCUUCUACCAGCUCCUGCUCCGCGCCAACAUGCCCGGCAUCCUCGUCGAACGAUACCAGUCUGGCCGCUUCGCAACAAAUGCCGCCACCGAGGAGGCGUAUAGAAAGGCUCUGGGCACCCUGAAUGCGGGAACCAACAAUGUCAGCGCUGCCAUGGGCAGUCAGACCGCCGCGACUCAGGGCGCAUGGGGUCAGACAAACCAGGGCUUUCCCCAGGCUGGCGCCAACGGCAACUUUGGCAACGCCUCCAUGGGCGGCAAAAUGGAGCCUGUUCAUGUCGUUGUUCAGGAAUCAUCUCGAUCAGUCAUUUUCCGCUGGGUCAAGUUCUUUGCCACUUUUCUGCUUGUCACGUACAUGUGCUUUGCGGUUGUGACGUUGCUUAUUGAGACGUUGACCUCGUUCCGACGUACCGCUCCCGGCAAGGUCGACUCGGAAGUCAAGGCCGAGAAGCAGACCACUAGACUUGCCGAUGUCCACGGCUGCGACGAAGCCAAGGAGGAGCUGGCUGAAGUAGUAGAGUUUCUCCGUAACCCGGAAAAGUUCUCUGACCUCGGUGCAAAGCUCCCCAAGGGUGUCCUGCUAGUUGGCCCUCCCGGUACUGGAAAGACGCUUCUUGCUCGUGCCGUUGCUGGUGAGGCCGGCGUGCCCUUCUUUUACAUGUCUGGUAGUGAAUUCGACGAGAUUUACGUUGGUGUUGGUGCCAAGCGCGUCCGCGAGCUCUUUGAAGCAGCCAAAAGCAAGGCUCCCGCCAUCAUCUUCAUUGACGAACUGGAUGCUAUUGGUGGCAAGAGAAACCCCCGCGACCCGGCCCACGCUAAGCAAACCCUGAACCAGCUGCUCACCGAACUCGACGGCUUCGACCAGGAGACAAAGAUUGUUAUCAUGGGUGCGACCAACUUGCCCAAGCUCCUCGACAAGGCUCUUGUCCGCCCCGGGCGUUUUGAUCGCCACAUCAACGUUGGACUCCCCGACUACCGCGGCCGUCUUGCCAUUCUGCAGCACCACGCCAAGAAGCUCAAGAUGUCUCCCGAUAUCGACUUGGCAGCCAUUGCUGCUCGCUCUCCUGGACAGUCUGGUGCUGAGCUUGAGAACAUGCUCAACGUGGCUGCUCUCCGUGCUAGCCGCGCCAAGGCUCACUUUGUUUCCAAGAAGGACCUUGACUGGGCAUAUGACCGUGUCAUGAUGGGCUCUGAGAAGAAGUCUAUGAUGGUGAGCGAAAAGGAAAAGGAGAUGACUGCCUACCAUGAGGCUGGCCAUGCGCUUGUCCAGCUCUUCGACAAGGAAAGCCCCAAGACGCUGUACAAGGUCACUAUUCUUCCCAAGGGCCAGUCUCUUGGCCACACUGCACACCUCCCGCAAACAGACAAGUACUCGCAUACUGCUGCUGAGUACAUGUCCGAUAUCCGCGUCCUCCUUGGUGGCAAGAUGGCCGAGGAGAUGCGCUAUGGCGACGACCGUGUGACGUCUGGUGUGUCCAACGAUCUGGAGCGCGCGACUGACCUGUGCUUCAUGAUGGUGACCAUGUUUGGCAUGUCUAAUGCUCUUGGACCUGUCGAGUACGGCCGCCGCUACGAGCACUUGAGCUCCGAGACACGCUCAACGAUUGAGACCGAGGUCCAAAACACGCUCAAAGGUUCGUACGAAGACGUGCGCAAGAUCCUGACGGAGCGCAGAAAGGAGCUCGACUACCUGGCUCAGGCCCUCGUCAAGUACGAGACGCUGGAUAAGGCUGAGGUGGAAAAGGUCAUUCGCGGCGAGUCGCUUCCCGGGCGUCCUAUUAUGCCGAAGGGUGGUCUGACGGUGCCCAUUCCCGACGAGGACCGCCAGCCUCCUGGCCUGGGAGGCAGCGUUUCUCAGACACCCGAGUCGCCACCUCCCGCUACGGCGUAG